This is a messenger RNA of Paramisgurnus dabryanus, 5654 nucleotides long. It is a transcript of the gene abcb10, whose product is annotated as ATP-binding cassette, sub-family B (MDR/TAP), member 10. Gene Ontology annotation, biological process: oligopeptide export from mitochondrion. Lineage: Eukaryota; Metazoa; Chordata; Actinopteri; Cypriniformes; Cobitidae. Gene Ontology annotation, cellular component: mitochondrial inner membrane. The record is from RefSeq and is a predicted model, not a curated record. Gene Ontology annotation, molecular function: ATP hydrolysis activity; ABC-type oligopeptide transporter activity; ATP binding.
CAGAUAAUGCUACUGACCGUCAGGUCCGACUCUCAAAUAUGACAAUGAAGUCGAGGGAGUGUCAGCAGCACACUAUUGCUUGUUUCUUUAACGGAUUGACUUUCUGUUCUGACUUCAUACUGUCAACGUUGCCGAUUAGGAUUUACUGAGGACCCAACUCGUAACAUUUUUCAUCGUCUCAUUUUUUUUUUUUAAUGUAUGGGACAAUGUUGCGAAUGCCAAGAAUUACUGUAGGUAAAGCACUACAAUGCAGUCGUUCCCAUCGUCGUUCAGAGAGAUUUCACCAUUCACGAAUAUCAUGGAAAAGGCAAGUGUGCAGGAAUGGAUCAUCGGAUGGUCUCGUUUUGCCGGUGUAUAAAGGGAAGAAUAUAUCCCAGCUGUCGUGUCUUAGACCGGGAGGGUUGAUUCUAACCAGGUUUGUGUGGAAACUCUCCAGACAAACCAUAGGUUUCUACAGCACAUCUACAGACUCCAAACAAACCUCAACGCCUUUGGAAAAUCAGGACAGUAAAGUUAGCAAAUCAGAAAACUCACUGCAUGUACCAUCAGGAGAUGUCAAGAAGUUGCUGAAUCUUAUAUAUCCACAAAGAUGGAGACUGUCAGCGGCUGUGGGAUUUCUGGUGGUCAAUAGCUCUGUCACCAUGUCUGCACCAUUUUUUCUGGGAAGAGUGAUUGACACCAUCUACACCAGCCCUACAGAUGACUUUACAGCCUCCCUCACUUCUCUCUGUAUCAUGCUAACCGGAGUCUUCCUCUGUGGUGGGGCUGCAAAUGCUGCUCGUAUCUACCUCAUACAAACCUCAGGGCAACAGAUUGUGCGAAACUUGCGCGAAUCCCUUUUCUCCUCCAUUUUGAAGCAGGAGGUUGGAUUCUUUGAUAAGAACAGAACUGGUGAGCUCAUUAACCGCCUUUCUGCAGACACUGUCAUUGUUGGACGCUGUCUCACUGACAAUCUGUCUCAUGGACUGCGGUCCCUCGCACAGGCAGGGGCUGGAAUUGGCAUGAUGUUAUAUGUGUCACCCAGUCUGACAGCCUUUGUGUUGAUGGUUGUUCCUUCCAUCGCUUUUCUGGCUUUAAUGUUUGGACAAUUUCACCGCUCCAUAUCCAGACGCAUGCAGGAUGCACUGGCAGCAGUCACACAGUUGGCAGAGGAGAGAAUCGGCAACAUACGGACAGUUCGGGCUUUUGGAAAAGAGCUGACAGAGUUGCAGAAGUAUGCAGAAAAGAUUGACCAUGUUUUAGAAAUAGCUAAGAAAGAAGCUGUGGUUACUGCUGGAUACUAUGGAGUGACAGGACUGAGUAUACACAUUACCAUGCUAAGUGUGUUGUAUAAAGGAGGUCUGCUAAUGGCCAGUGAGGCCAUGACAGUUGGGCAGAUUUCCUCUUUCCUCAUGUAUGCCUUUUGGGUGGGCAUCAGCAUAGAAGGUUUCAGCUCAUUUUACUCAGAGCUGAUGAAGGGGCUUGGUGCUGGUACUCGUCUAUGGGAACUAAUGGACAGAAAGCCUGAAUUUCCUCUCAGUGAGGGGCUUGUUUUAAGACCAGAACAGUUAAAGGGAGAACUGGAGUUUCGGAAUGUGUCCUUUGCUUACCCAACAAGGAAGGAUGCAUCCAUAUUCCAGGAUUUAAGUCUGCAUGUACCAGCGGGGUCAGUAAUGGCAGUGGUGGGACCCAGCGGCUCAGGCAAAUCCACUCUGGUGUCGCUGUUGCUCCGCUUGUACGACCCUGAUUCAGGUAUGGUCACUGUUGAUGGCCAUGAUAUACGAGACUUGAGUCCUUAUUGGCUGAGAAGUCACAUUGGUACUGUAAGCCAGGAGCCGGUUCUUUUCUCCUGCUCUAUUGCUGAAAACAUUGCUUAUGGAGCAACAGACCCGAGUCAGGUCACAGCAACGGACAUCUACAGGGCAGCGCAGAUCGCCAAUGCUCAUGACUUCAUCCAGGACUUCCCCAAGGGCUAUGAUACAGUUGUAGGAGAGAAAGGAGUCCUGCUGUCAGGUGGACAAAAACAAAGGGUUGCCAUUGCACGAGCCAUGCUAAAGAAUCCCAAAAUACUUCUUUUAGACGAAGCUACAAGUGCUCUGGAUACAGAGAAUGAGUUCCUGGUCCAAGAGGCAUUGGAUCGUCUAAUGCACAAUCGCACUGUCUUGAUCAUUGCUCACCGUCUGUCUACCAUCCAGAGUGCAGAUGCCGUGGCUGUGCUGGAUCAACACCGUGUGGUGGAGAUCGGCAGUCAUGCCCAGCUCCUCGCUAACGACCAAGGGCUCUUCCGCAAGCUAAUGGAGAAACAAGCCUUCAUGCAGGCCGAGCAGAAACAGGCUCUCUACAUCCAAGACCCUGAUAGACAAAUCAAACAAGCAGAGCUCCAGUACAUUGCUCAUUCAUCUCAAACAGUGUAUCUGGAAGAGGGUAUCUACCUCCACCCAUGUGUGAGUAAGAAGAAGGGCCACGUCUUGGAUUUUUUCUUCUGUGACAAGAUUCUCCUCAAACUGUUUCAGCAACUUUCCACAUUAUAUAUAUCACCAGCCAAACAGGAGUUCAGGAGGUUUUCCAGCGCAAGCAAAGUGAGUCCCCAGUUCGAUGCACUGAACGUCUUCUCAAUAUCUAGCUCAUCUGUGAAGCCCAAAGCACUGAGAAUCAAGCUUGUAAACUUUAUUUUUGGACGUCUGUUGUUUUUGUUUUUUUUAAUGUAUGGGACAAUGUUGCGAAUACCGAGAUUUACUGUUGGGAAAGUACUACAAUGUAGUAUUUCCUGCUGUCGUCCAGAUAGAUUUCACCAUUCACGAAUAUCGUGGAAAAGGCAAGUGUGCAGGAAUGGAUCAGAUGUUGUUGUUUUGCCUGUGUAUAAAAGAAUGAAUGUAUCCCAGCUGCCGUGUCUCAGACCCGAAGGGUUGUUUGCAUCCAAUUUUUUGGCAAAACACUCCAGACACACCAUUGCUUUUUAUAGCACAUCUACAGACUCCAAACAAACCUCAACGACUGUGGAAAAUCAGGACAGUAAAGUUAACACAUCAGAAAACUCACUGCAUGUACCAUCAGGAGAUGUGAAGAAGUUGCUGAAUCUUGCACAUCCACAGAGAUGGAGACUGUCAGCGGCUGUGGGUUUUCUGGUGGUCUCCAGCGCUGUCACCAUGUCUGCACCAUUUUUUCUGGGAAGAGUGAUUGACACCAUCUACACCAGUCCUACAGAGGACUUCACAGCCUCCCUCACUUCUCUCUGUAUCAUGCUAACCGGAGUCUUCCUCUGUGGUGGGGCUGCAAAUGCUGCUCGCGUCUACCUCAUGCAAAUAUCAGGGCAACAGAUUGUACGAAACUUGCGUGAAUCCCUUUUCUCCUCCAUUUUGAAGCAGGAGGUUGGAUUCUUUGAUAAGACCAGAACUGGUGAGCUCAUUAACCGCCUUUCUGCAGACACCACCAUCGUUGGACGCUGCCUCACUGACAAUCUGUCUGAUGGACUCCGAUCCCUCGCCCAGGCAGGAGCUGGAGUUGGCAUGAUGUUAUAUGUGUCACCUAGUCUGGCGGCCUUUGUGCUGAUGAUUGUUCCUCCUGUUGCUUUAAUGGCUGUAAUUUUUGGUCGAUUUCUCCGCUCCAUAUCCAGACGCACACAGGAUGCACUGGCAGCGGCCACGCAAUUGGCAGAGGAGAGGAUCAGCAACAUGCGGACAGUUCGGGCUUUUGGAAAAGAGCUGAUAGAGUUGCAGAAGUAUGCAGAAAAGGUUGACCACGUUUUAGAACUAGCUAAGAAAGAAGCUGUGGUUUCUGCUGGAUUUUAUGGAGUGACAGGACUGAGUGGAAACGUUAUCAUGCUGAGUGUGUUGUAUAAAGGAGGUCUGCUAAUGGCCAGUGAGGCCAUGACAGUUGGGCAGCUCUCCUCUUUCCUCAUGUAUGCCUUUUGGGUAGGCAUCAGCAUCGCAGGUUUCAGCUCAUUUUACUCAGAGCUGAUGAAGGGGCUUGGUGCUGGUACUCGUCUAUGGGAACUAAUGGACCGAAAGCCUGAAUUUCCUCUCAAUGAGGGGCUUGUGUUAAAACCAGAACAGUUAAAGGGAGAACUGGAGUUUCAGAAUGUGUCCUUUGCUUACCCAACAAGGAAGGAUGCAUCCAUAUUCCAGGAUCUAAGUCUGCAUGUACCAGCGGGGUCAGUGAUGGCAGUGGUGGGACCCAGCGGCUCAGGCAAAUCAACUCUGGUGUCGCUGUUGCUCCGCUUGUACGACCCUGAUUCAGGUAUGGUCACAGUUGAUGGCCAUGAUAUACGAGACUUGAAUCCUUAUUGGCUGAGGAGUCACAUUGGUACUGUAAGCCAGGAGCCGGUUCUUUUCUCCUGCUCUAUUGCUGAAAACAUUGCUUAUGGAGCAACAGACCCGAGUCAGGUCACAGCACAGGACAUCUACAGGGCAGCGCAGAUCGCCAAUGCUCAUGACUUCAUCCAGGACUUCCCCAAGGGCUAUGAUACAGUUGUAGGAGAGAAAGGAGUCCUGCUGUCAGGUGGACAAAAACAGAGGGUUGCCAUAGCACGAGCCAUGCUAAAGAAUCCCAAAAUACUCCUAUUGGAUGAAGCCACAAGUGCUCUGGAUGCAGAGAAUGAGUUCCUGGUCCAAGAGGCAUUGGAUCGUCUAAUGCACAAUCGCACUGUCUUGAUCAUUGCUCACCGUCUGUCUACCAUCCAGAGUGCAGAUGCCGUGGCUGUGCUGGAUCAACACCGUGUGGUGGAGAUCGGCAGUCAUGCCCAGCUCCUCGCUAACGACCAAGGGCUCUUCCGCAAGCUAAUGGAGAAACAAGCCUUCAUGCAGGCCGAGCAGAAACAGGCUCUCUUAAAAUAGAAGAGACAGUCAUUUAAAGACAACAAAGAGAGAGGGUGUAAAUUCAGACAUCAUGUUUAAAGGCUGUAUAUAUCAUGAUUUUUGGUUAUGUGCACUCCCAAAUUAAAUAUCUAUUUAGCCUUUGCUGUAUUACAAACUGCUAAAUAACUGGAAACCAGUUGUAUGCUGAUAAUUGUUUGUUACAUAGAGCUGCUGUUAUCUUUAUUAAAUGGCAGAUUGUCAUAGCAUGCAUUGCUGUGGACAUACUUUUAGACUCGUAAGAGUUGCAAAAAUGUUUGCUUUUUCAGUACAGAAGUGAGGCAAAUGAGAAAACUUGAAAAAGAUCUGAGGUGGAUUUAAGUCAAACAAUAUUGUAUUACUUUAAAAAAUGUGUAAAAUAGAAUGCACUAAUUUAGUCACCAAUCACUAAGGAGUUAAUAUAUAAAUAAUUAUAUAAAUUAACAUUUUGAUAAAGAAGCAUAUUUUUCUUGGAUUAUAACAACAAUUGUGUUUUAAUAUUUUCUUUAUCUCCUUUCGUAUGACAAUGGCAAUUUUGUCACCACACAACUUUGGAAAGUAAACUCCAACCCAAUUUGUGUCAGUAGUAAGGAUAUUGUAUUAAAAGUAGAGAAAAGAUGAAUAUUAUUGUCACCAUUUUGGAGAACAAACACUAUAACAGAGAUAUUUUAACGUGAUUUACAGCCAAUAUAUAUUUAUAUGUGUGAUAAAAUGGAAAAUAUUCAGAAUUUUAGGAAUUUUUUUAUAUUCAGUGUACUAACUUAUUAGGUUUCAGUAUGUAAACAAAUGUGUAUGUUUAUCAGUUGUUUAUUUUCUACAAUAAAUUGCAUUGAAACAUUGAUUACA